Molecule: messenger RNA, 798 nt
Organism: Nicotiana tabacum (common tobacco)
Lineage: Eukaryota; Viridiplantae; Streptophyta; Magnoliopsida; Solanales; Solanaceae
Source: RefSeq, a predicted model, not a curated record
UUCGAUAGUUAAAUUCGUCGAACUGAUUGCAAAAUCAACCACAAGCUGUCAAAAUCAUAACCCCACUGUCCGCAGAAGAUGCCCCCUGCGACCCCUCAGUCCACCGCCCCUGCCCCUGCCCCUGCCUCCGCCUCCGCCUCCACUGCCGUCGCCGUCGCUUCCACCGCCAAUCACCGUCAAGGAAACCCCAAUCCCAACCUUAACCCUAACAGAAUUGACCUAAAGAACGCCAACAAUCUCAACAGAGCAACCAAUUCCCGUCUCUCUUCCGUAGUAGACUCCGAUAUGCCCGACCCGAAUUCCUCGACAGGCGCCAAUUCCGCCGGCCAUCCCUCCUCUUCAACGCCGAUCAAAAUUGACGGAUGCGAGGAGGACAUAAUUUUGGGCAAGUCCAAGUACUUGCAUAAAAUGGAAGUUCUCAAACGGCGGCACCGGCGAACGAAGCAACUACAACGUAUAUACAGAGACUGUUACUGGGCGUUAAUGGAAGAAGUGAAGCUUAAGCACAGGGAAUAUUGCUGGAAGUAUGGAACGAGCGCUUUUCAAGAAGACGAAGAUAAGACUAAGGAUGGCGGCACUCUAGGGGGAACUGGAGAGAACAACAAUGGCAAUAAUGCAGUUAAUAGCAAUACGUGUGGGGUUCAUGGCUGCAAGUCGAAGGCAAUGGCACUUACGAGGUUUUGUCAUAUGCAUAUAUUGUCGGACUCCAAGCAGAAGCUCUACAAGGCUUGCAAUUAUGCCAUCAAAAGGUUUGCCUUUUAUUCUUUUCUACUUUGUGUUUGACAGAUUAUGUUUUUG